AAGGAGGCUGAGCUGCAUCGGGGCAUCUCACAAGACAGCUGAAGUUGAACGCUGAACGACGAUCUCCUGCAACCAACGACUGCCCACAUGGACAAAGGCUUCAACUCCUCGGCUAUGGAAGCUCCUCCGGCGUACCCGGUCCAGUCCAGGUUCAGCCGCAAGUUCAUCAUCGUCUGCGCGUCGCUGCUGGUGCUGCUGAUCGCGGUGGUGGUGGCCGGCGUCUUGCUGGGAGUCUUCAUCGGUGGCAAGAACGCGACCGAGCUCUACCAGCUGUCCGUGGGGGAUAAGGACGGCAACGUUGAGGAGCAGACGGUGCAGGUGAACCCCCAGGAGAACGUUGCCACCUUCUACAUCCAGAACGGCAACGUCUCCUCCACCACGCUCCUCGACUAUGCCAAGAACCUCGUGGUGAUGAGAACGAACGAACCGGGCGAGUGCUUCGUGCGGGAAAUUGGCGCCGGGGAUUUCCCGUCGUUCUCCGAGCUGAGAGACAGCCUCAAGAAUCUCAACGGUCAGACGGUGCAGGCCAGCGGUGGCUCAGAUGGCUCCUCGUUCAUCCCCGGUGCUGAGAUCUUCGACCGAUCCCUGUUCAGCCGCAGCGCCAGCCUCCUCUGCCAGGACGUGAGAUCGUUCUGGCUCGUCAAGGGCAACCCCAACACCCGGGCAAAAUGCUGGACGUGGAGGAUCAAAAUAUUAUGUAUCUUCAAGAAAUGUGUUACGAUCAGGUUAUGUGUUUUUUGGUCGCGUUAGGUUUUUGAGAGGCCCUUGUUGGUAAGGCCCUGCGUUAGGUUAAUCAAUAUGGGUAGAACGAGUAGUCGGGUCACGGUGAUUUAUAAUCUUAAACUACACGCGGGGUUUGUGCGCUUUUGCUCUCUGUUGGCUUUCACGUCACACUUGUCCAAAAAUCACCCUUCCGAAACCCACCGGUUGGAAACUGUCAUGAGGCCUCAAGU
Lethenteron reissneri (Far Eastern brook lamprey) is the source of this 953-nucleotide messenger RNA. RefSeq names its product gastrokine-2-like. The record is from RefSeq and is a predicted model, not a curated record. NCBI's taxonomy places the organism in Eukaryota, Metazoa, Chordata, Hyperoartia, Petromyzontiformes, Petromyzontidae. Gene Ontology annotation, biological process: respiratory gaseous exchange by respiratory system. Gene Ontology annotation, cellular component: alveolar lamellar body; extracellular region.